GCGUCUUAAAACAACUCGCAAUCCGCUCUUUCGUAAAAAUCCUACCUCUCGUGCUAAUGGGAACGGUCAUACUAGCCGUCAAUGCCGGCUCCUCGUCGGUGAAGAUCUCGGUAUACACCGCCGACCAGGGACAAUCGCCGAAACAAAUCGCAGAGGCCCAAGUGGGCGGUCUCACAGCACCUCCUGCGACUCUCAAGUAUGAACUUGGCGGCGAAACCGUUAUCGACCACCGCGAGGUGAGCGAGGAGGUGAAGGGCCAGAGAGAUGCCUUCAGCCUCAUCCUCGACACCCUCGUCAAGGAUCACGGGCUGCCCAGGAUCAAGAGCAAGGACGACAUCGGAAUCAUCUGCCACCGCAUCGUCCACGGCGGCGACUACACCAAGCCACAGCUCAUCUCGGAGAGCACGUAUCACCACUUGGAGAAGCUCAACGACCUGGCACCCCUGCACAACGCCAACAGCCUGGGCAUCGUCCGGCUGUGCGUCAAGGAAUUCCCCUCGUCGCGCAACGUCGCCUGCUUCGACAGCCAGUUCCAUUCCACCAUCCCCCAGCACAUCCGCACCUACGCCAUCAACCAGGAAAUCGCUCGCAACAACCGCCUGCGCAAAUACGGCUUCCACGGCAUCAGCUACUCCUUCAUCACCCGGGCAACGGCCGAGUUCUUGGGCAAGAAGCCGGACGAGACCAACAUCAUCGCCAUGCACCUCGGUUCUGGCGCUAGCGUGUGCGCCAUCAAGGGCGGCAAGAGCUGGGAUACCAGCAUGGGCUUGACCCCUUUGUCCGGCCUGCCAGGAGCGACGAGAAGCGGCAGCGUAGAUCCCAGUCUUGUUUUCCACUACGCAAGCGACGUAGGCCGGCUCUCCCCGAACUCGACAAAAGAACUGCACAUCUCGCGCGCCGAGGAGAUCCUCAACAAGGAAGCCGGCUGGAAGGCGCUAACGGGAACCACCAACUUCGGCGUCAUCGCGGCCGUGGGUCCUUCGGAGGACGAGGACGGCAACGGCGCCGACAACAACAACAACAACAACGACGACGACGACGACGAGGAGAAGAAGAGCAACGACGCCGCCAAGCGCCUGGCCUUCGACCUCUUCGUCGACCGCAUCUGCGGCUUCGUCGGCGCCUACUACGUCUCUCUGCGCGGGCAGGUCGACGCCCUCGUCUUUGCCGGCGGCAUCGGCGAGAAGAGCGACCGGCUGCGGGCGGCCGUGGUCGACCAGGCCGGCUGUCUCGGGUUCGUCAUCGACCGGGAACGGAACGACGCCCGCAGGCUUGCGGACGGCACCGCCGUCGUCCAGGAGGUCGGGAAGGAAGGGGUGACGCCGAGGGUGCUGGUCUGUCGGACGGAUGAGCAGUUUGAGAUGGCGAGGGCAUGUGCUCAGGAUCCCGCAUUCUGGUGAGAAGAGAGCCAGGGAUGAAAAGAGAAUAUAGGAGAGGGCGGGGGGGGGAAGGGGGAAAGGCCGGGGAGGGGAGAGCGUGGUUGAAUCUCAGGGGCGCCCGGGACUAAUUGGAGGCUUGUAAUCACCCUGUCGUAUUGCUCUACUGCGGCGAACGUUUCCCGAGACUGGAAGGCGGUCAAAUAGACGGAUAUUCCGUUUAGUAGUGAAAGCGCGAGAAAUCCCUGUGGACAAUUCCAUCUCGUCAGACUCAUCCAGUUGGGGGAUCCAG
Thermothelomyces thermophilus ATCC 42464 is the source of this 1668-nucleotide messenger RNA. Its product is annotated as acetate and butyrate kinase-like protein. NCBI's taxonomy places the organism in Eukaryota, Fungi, Ascomycota, Sordariomycetes, Sordariales, Chaetomiaceae. The record is from RefSeq and is a predicted model, not a curated record. Gene Ontology annotation, biological process: phosphorylation; acetate metabolic process. The transcript is spliced from 2 exons. Gene Ontology annotation, molecular function: acetate kinase activity. Bases 57 to 1400 code for a protein of 447 amino acids.